AUGAAAAGACAAACCAGAGAGACCAACCAAGAUACACGCAAACCAAGAGAAAAGCAACCAAGACAGACGCAACCAAGAGACAUGACACAACCAAAGACACAAACUAAGAAAACAAAACAAGAGAGACAGAACCAAGAGAAAACGCAACCAAGAGAGACGCACCAAGAGACACGCAAACCAAGAGACAACAGACGCAACCAAGAGACACGCAACCAAGAGAGACGCAACCAAGAGAGACGCAACCAAGAGACACGCAACCAAGAGACACGAACCAAGACAGACGCAACCAAGACAGACGCAACCAAGAGACGCAACCAAGAGGACGCAACCAAGAGAGACGCAACCAAGAGACACGCAACACAAGACACACGCAACCAAGACAGACGCAACCAAGACAGACGCCAACCAAGAGACGCAACCAAGAGACGCAACCAAGAGAGACGCAACCAAGAGACACGCAACCAAGACAGACGCAACCAAGACAGACGCAACCAAGAGACGGCAACCAAGACACGCAACCAAGAAACACGCAACCCAAGAGACACGCAACCAAGAGAGACGCAACCAAGAGAGACGCAAGGAAGAGACGCAACCCAAGAGAGACGCAACCAAGAGAGACGCAACCAAGAGACACGCAACCAAGAGACACGCAACCAAGAAACACGCAACCAAGAGACACGCAACCAAGAUCAUGACGCAACCAAGAGACACGCAACCAAGAGAGACGCAACCAAGAAACACGCAACCAAGAGACACGCAACAAGACACACGCAACCAAGAGACACGCAACCAAGAAGAGACGCAACCAAGAGACACGCAACCAAGAGACACGCAAACCUAAGACAGACGCAAACCAAGACAGACGCAACCAAGAGACACGCAACCAAGAGAGACGCAACCAAGAGAGACGCAACCAAGACAGACGCAACCAAGGCAGACGCAACCAAGACAGACGCAACCAAGAGACACGCAACCAAGGAGACACGAAACCAAGAGACGCAACCAAGAAACACGCAACCAAGAGACACGCAACCAAGAGACACGCAACCAAGAGAGACGCAACCAAGAGAGACGCAACCAAGAGACACGCAACAAGUAGAGACACAACACAAGAUGAGACGCAACCAAGAACACGCAACCACUCGACACGCAACCAAGAGACACGCAACCAAGAGACGCAACCAAGAAACACGCAACCAAGAGACACGCAACCAAGAGACACGCAACCAAGAGAGACGCAACCAAGAGACACGCAACCAAGAGAGACGCAACCAAGACAGACGCAACCAAGAGAGACGCAACCAAGAGAGACGCAACCAAGAGAGACGCAAACUAAGAGACACGCAACCACGAGAGACGCAACCAAGAGAGACGCAACCAGAUAGACGCAACCAAGAGACACGCAACCAAGAGACACGCAAACAAGAGAGACGCAACCAAGAGACACGCAACCAAGAGGAGAGACGCAAACCAAGAGACACGCAACCAAGAGAGAGACGCAACCAAGAGAGACGCAACCAAGACAGACGCAACCAAGAUAGACGCAACCAAGAGACACGCAACCAAGAGAGACAGAGACGCAACCAAGAGAGACGCAACCAAGAGAGACGCAACCAAGAGACACGCAACCAAGAGACACGCAAACAAGAGAGAAGCAACCAAGAGACACGCAACAAAGAGAGAGACGCAACCAAGAGACAGCAACCAAGAGAGAGACGCAACCAAAAGAGAGCGAACCAAGACAGACGCAACCAAGAGAGACGCAACCAAGAGACACGCAACCAAGAGAGACGCAACCAGACACACAACCAAGAAGACGCAACCAAGAGAGAGCAACCAAGAGAGAGAACGCAACCAAGACAGACGCAACCAAGAGACAGCAACCAAGAGACACGCAACCAAGACAGACGCAACCAAGAGACACAAGAACGGCCAACCAAGAGUACACGCAACCAAUAG
Messenger RNA from Pecten maximus, 1959 nucleotides. RefSeq names its product trichohyalin-like. The record is from RefSeq and is a predicted model, not a curated record. NCBI's taxonomy places the organism in Eukaryota, Metazoa, Mollusca, Bivalvia, Pectinida, Pectinidae. The coding region runs from base 1 to 1959 and encodes 652 amino acids. The transcript has 3 exons.